AUGAAACAUCUUGAGGGAACAUAUGAUAAGAAACACCCCAAGUGGAAACAGAGUUUUGAUGAUGCCUUGAUGAAUGCAGUAUGUGGCACCAUCGACACCACUGGGGAAUAUAAUGUCAACUACUUAAUUCUUGACAUCAUCAGGGAACACCACAUGUUCAGUCAGGUCUGGAAGAAAAUUGAAAAUGGCCUGACCAAUGAAGCCACUGCAACCUCAUGCUGGAUUGCCCUCAUCACUCAGUUAGGCAAGCUCAGGAUGUUCAACUCUGAUGCUCGAAAACUCAUUCAAGAAAUCAGGACAAUCCAGACAGAAAGCAGCCUAUUGGGAAAACCUUUUGCCAAUGAUACUUUGUUCUCCAAUUUGCAGAAGUGCACCAUCCACCAUCCAAUGUAUAAGGAAAUGGUCACCACCAUCAGCCAGCUCACCUUUAGUGCCCUCACCACUGCCCUAACCAUUCAGCAAUCUGCAAUUGAGAAUUACCCUGCUCAGAAGGUUGACCCCUGCCAAGCCAGUGCCAGAGUUGCCAGCAGCAAUGAUCAAGAUGAACCAACCCUGAAGGAUGGGGGGGAUGAGAAAGAUGGAGAUAACACCAAUGCCAAGGUUGCUGCUUGGCCUUGA
Molecule: messenger RNA, 618 nt
Organism: Ustilago hordei
Lineage: Eukaryota; Fungi; Basidiomycota; Ustilaginomycetes; Ustilaginales; Ustilaginaceae
Exons: 1
Coding region: 1-618 (205 amino acids)
Source: RefSeq, a predicted model, not a curated record